GCCUCUUCCUCUCCGUCCACUCCCCAUAGUUCUCACUCGCAGCCUGAGGAACGGAGACGGCUGAGACAAGUCUCAGCCUCGCUAGAAGGUAGGUGGGUAGAAGCUGGGAGACCAAGACUGAGUCCAAGUUGGGAACCAGAGUCCGGGCCAGGAGAGCAUCUCUUACCGGCGCCUCUUCGACCCCGCCAGCUCGGCGGGUACAGGUGGCCAUGGACCGCGGCGGAGCCCGGUGGCCGGCCAUCGCCUGGACAUUGGCCUUGCUUUGGGGCAUGACCCGAGGGCAGGACAGCGGCGGGAGCUGUCUAAGCGGCGGGCAGGACAAGCUGAUGCCGGGGCCCGAAGCUCAACUCGGGGCCUGCCGGCUCUAUUCCAGCAAUGCCUGCUGCUCCUCCGGAGCCGCCGAGAGUGGGACUGCCACGAUCACGGCUCCGACCGGCGCCCUGCCCCGGGACCUCUGCGGGCCUCCGAGUCCUGAGUGCGCAUCCUUCCUGCAACGGAUCGAGUGCUUCCUCCGCUGUUCGCCCCUGGCCGGUGGCUGGGCCCACCCUCAGCGCCGGGGAGGGGUCCGUGCGGUGCCUCUCUGCGAGGCCUUCUGCCAGGACUGGUACGCCGCCUGCAAGACUGAUCUAGCCUGCGUUCGCAAUUGGGUUUCGCCUCCAGAAAGGAGCCCGAAGAGCUGUGAAGGGGGCUGCCGUAGCUACACCCAGCUGUACCGGGACGGGCGGGACCUAUGCGACAGCAUCUGGGGAGACUCUUUGACGGCGGCUCCGGCUCCUUGUCCCUGCCUCAACCUCACCGUCGCCGAUCUACAGCCAUUCCCCGAGGCCGGGCCCACCGCAGCAGGACCAGGAGCGCCCUGCCCAGCCUGGGGCCACCCUUCCCCACCCAGGGAGCCUCCAGGCCGCCGGCCGCGACGCUUCAUCCUAGGGGAGGGGAGUGGCAGUGGGAGCGGGAGCGAUAGCGGGAGCGGCUUCUAUAUUCCCCCUCACCCGGGAGCCGUCUGAGGUCAGAACGAUACUCUCUUACCUCAGCCCCGCUCCGUAAAAUGCCCACUCGCUUCCAGUUUCCCACCAACCCCAGCGCCUUGAGAGAAGAGCCCCUCCUCUGAGGUUUUAGCCCCACCCAGUUAAGUCAGUGGGAGUCUGCUCUGAGGACACAGAGCAGGGUUAGUAGCUAGUUGGCCCACAAACCUAAGGCCCAACUUUCAUCCCCCUCUCCCCCAGGGCCUCUGAGCAGAGAGAAGAGGGGAAAGAGAGGUCACCCUAGCUCAAUCCCAACAGACACUGGACUCCACUAAGCGCACGACGAGGGGUUUAACUUGGAGAGUCCAGGAGAGGAGAUUGUUAUGCCUUGGGCCUGCCUGCUUGCCUCCCCCACUCCACCCAGCAGAAACAGCAGCUGGCUGCUUCUGCUUUUCAACUCCCACAUCCAAAGCCUAAAAGCCUCAAGCUCCAACUGUUGAAGGAAAGAUGCAGUAAAUGCUGUCCAAUUCUAUGCAAACA
Messenger RNA from Tachyglossus aculeatus (Australian echidna), 1502 nucleotides. It is a transcript of the gene RTBDN, whose product is annotated as retbindin. Gene Ontology annotation, molecular function: signaling receptor activity; riboflavin binding; riboflavin transmembrane transporter activity. The record is from RefSeq and is a predicted model, not a curated record. The transcript is spliced from 6 exons. Lineage: Eukaryota; Metazoa; Chordata; Mammalia; Monotremata; Tachyglossidae. Gene Ontology annotation, cellular component: external side of plasma membrane. Bases 210 to 1004 code for a protein of 264 amino acids.